AUGUGGGUGUGCGAACAAGCCACUUUUAGAGCAUCUGGAUUUGAGUAUGAAUUGUUCUUGUUCAAUCUAAAUUAUCUAAACAUUUCUCACAAUAUGAUUCAUGGGGUGCUCCCUAAUUUGUCAACAUCCUUUGACAACCUCGAAGUUAUUGACUUGAGCUCAAACUACUUUGAGGGGUCAAUCCCAUCUUUUGUUGGAGAUAAAUAUGUUCGGUCAGUACGCCUGAACCAUAACAUGUUUUCGGAUGCCACUCAACUAUUGUGUCCAAAAAUAGCUAGUUCGGAGCUAGAAGAGCUUGAUCUAUCAAACAACUUGUUAUCUGGAAAGCUUCCAAACUGUUUGAUGAAAAUGCAGUUUCUCCAAUAUUUGCACUUGGAAAACAAUAAAUUCUCUGGAAAUAUACCAACAUCCAUUGGUGACCUAUUAGAACUCCAAUAUUUGCACUUGCAAAAUAAUAACUUUUCAGGAGAGUUCCCGGAAUCAAUGUUGAAUUGUAUAAACUUAAUAUUUCUAGAUGUUGGGUAUAAUUCUUUAACUGGCUAUAUACCACCGAGCAUUGGAUAUGAUUUUAAAGAUCUCGCUUUUCUUAGCUUACGUGAACUUGGUUAUAUUGAUGUUCGAGUUGGUGAAUAUGAUCAUGCGGUUGAAUUGUUUAAGGAAGCUGCAAUAAUUGAGUGGAAAAGAGAAGCGCAAAGAUUUGGAGAAAAAUUAUUAGGACUAGUGAAUUAUAUUGAUAUGUCAAAUAAUGAGCUAGAAGGAGAAAUUCCAGAUGAAAUCUCAAAUCUUACUAAUUUACUGUCCCUUGAUUUAUCAAGAAACAAGUUGACCGGAAGAAUUCCGUCAAAUAUUGGGCAGCUUACUUCAUUAGAACUUCUGGAUUUAUCAAACAAUCACCUGUCUGGUGUUAUACCUGCAAGCCUUGCCGAUGUGAGUUUUCUUGGAACCUUAAAUUUGUCGAACAACAACUUGUCAGGGAGGAUUCCACUCAGCACUCAGUUGCAAGGCUUUGAUCCUUCAUCGUACAUGGGAAACCCGUUGCUUUGUGGGGAACCCCUUCAAAAAUGUGCCGAUGAUGAACCACCCGCAGGAGGAAAUAUCAUCCAUCAAGAGAAGCAUGGACAUGAUAAUUUUUAUCUAGGGCUGUGCAUCAGCGUGGUGCUCGGAUUUAUUGUUGGAUUUUGGGGAGUUUGCGGGUCUUUAGUGGUGAAAAGAUCAUGGAGACAUGCCUUUUUCAGCUUCUUUGGCGACAUCAAAGACAAGAUUUACGUCAUGAUGGUUGUAAAUGUAGCCAAAAUUUGGAGAAAAGAUUGA
Messenger RNA from Chenopodium quinoa (quinoa), 1311 nucleotides. Its product is annotated as protein BRASSINOSTEROID INSENSITIVE 1-like. The record is from RefSeq and is a predicted model, not a curated record. The coding region runs from base 1 to 1311 and encodes 436 amino acids. The transcript has 2 exons. Gene Ontology annotation, molecular function: protein binding. Lineage: Eukaryota; Viridiplantae; Streptophyta; Magnoliopsida; Caryophyllales; Amaranthaceae.